AUGGCCCUGCUCCUCCUCCUCUUUGGGGGCUUCUGGGCCCAGAUGGUGAGCCCACAGUCUCUGGAGUAUACGGCAACUUUGCAGACAUCUGCCCCUGGAGGGUCUUCUGCUUCUUUGGUCUCAGAUAUCUCUGAGGCCCUGAACCUCAACUCAGUGACCUUCACUGGCUCAGCAAUAAGGGACCCUAAGGUUGACAGCACUGGGGACCAGAUCUCAACCCCAGUGUCUACAACUCCCUUUAGAGACAAUGAGGGACAAAUUGGGACUUCUUUUAGUGCCAGCACUGGCCCCCCUGAGCCAACAACCUCUCAGGAAGUUUCCUCCAAGAAGUCAUCAGUGCUUCUGGAAAUCUCUAAUGUAACCAGUGACUCUGCUGUCCCCAUAACAAUAGGAUCCCACACUGUGAUGGGUGGACACGUGACACCUAGCCCUCUGGAGACCUCCAGCGGGGCCAGUGGUCCCCCUGUCACCACAGCAACAAGUGUUCUAGAAACCUCCAGCGGGGCCACUGGCCCACCUGUCAUCACAGCGACGAGUGCUCUGGAGACGUCCAGUGGGGCCAGUGGUCCCCCCGUCACCACAGCAACAAGUGUUCUGGAAACCUCCAGCGGGGCCACUGGCCCACCUGUCAUCACAGCAAUGAGUGCUCUGGAAACCUCCAGUGGGGCCAGUGGUCCCCCUGUCACCACAGCAACGAGUGCUCUGGAAACCUCCAGUGGGGCCAGUGGUCCCCCUGUCACCACAGCAACGAAUGUUCUGGAAACCUCCAGCGGGGCCAGUGGUCCCCCUGUCACCACAGCAACGAGUGCUCUGGAAACCUCCAGCGGGGCCAGUGGUCCCCCUCUCACCACAGCAACGAGUGCUCUGGAAACCUCCAGCAUGAUGCUGGUGGCUGUGCUUGUGGCCCUGCUGGUGAUCUUAGUCCUCGUGUUACUUCUCCUGCUGUGGCGCCAGUGGCAGAAGCGUAGGACAGGGGCCCUCACACUAAACGGAGGUGGAAAGGCCAAUGGGGUGGUGGACGCCUGGGCUGGGCCAGCUCGGGUCCCUGACGAGGAGGCCGUGACAGCAAUAGCGGCAGGGUCCGGGGGCCACAAGGGCUCUGGGGUCCCCGAGGGGGAGGGGUCUGGCCAGCGGCCCUUGCUCACCACCUUCUUCGGCAGACGCAAGUCUUGCCAGGGCUCCUUGGCGCUGGAGGAGCUGAAGUGUGGCUCGGGGUCCAGCUUCAAGGGGGAGGAGGAGCCGCUGGUGGGCAGCGAGGACGGGGCUGAGGAGGAGCCGGCUGCCGAGGGGCCGCAGGCGGGAGAGGCCGCCACGCCUCCGUGUUCCUGA
Molecule: messenger RNA, 1329 nt
Organism: Cynocephalus volans (Philippine flying lemur)
Lineage: Eukaryota; Metazoa; Chordata; Mammalia; Dermoptera; Cynocephalidae
Gene: SPN
Product: sialophorin
Exons: 2
Coding region: 1-1329 (442 amino acids)
Biological process (GO): defense response to bacterium; regulation of T cell migration; cell surface receptor signaling pathway
Cellular component (GO): external side of plasma membrane
Molecular function (GO): heat shock protein binding; transmembrane signaling receptor activity
Source: RefSeq, a predicted model, not a curated record